AUGGCAACUCAAACGAUGACAGUACCUCCUCAGAUGAGAGUCAAGAUUGGUAAAAAUGAGAAGUUGGCUCCGGAGAAUGAGAGAUACAUGAGUGCAUGUGCUGAAAUUGUGAGCACCCUCAUCCAAGAGCAUGACGCACAAUAUGAUGAAUCAAUUCCGAAGAAAGACAUCAACCUCAACAAGCUCCGAGGACAGAUGGCAAAGAAGCAUCGUCUUAGCAAUCAGCCACCUCUUACAGCCAUCAUCUCUGCUGUGCCGGAGCACUACAAGAAAUACAUCCUGCCAAAGCUGAUCGCGAAGCCAAUCCGCACCUCUUCAGGCAUCGCGGUCGUUGCCGUGAUGUGCAAGCCUCAUCGCUGUCCGCACAUCGCUUUCACCGGCAACAUUUGUGUCUACUGCCCUGGUGGACCGGAUUCCGACUUCGAGUACAGCACUCAAUCUUACACUGGAUACGAGCCUACCUCUAUGCGUGCCAUUCGCGCUCGAUAUGAUCCUUUCGAACAGGCUCGAGGCCGAGUUGAUCAAUUAAAAUCGCUUGGUCACUCUGUGGAUAAGAUUGAAUAUAUCAUCAUGGGUGGCACUUUCAUGUCUCUACCACAGGAUUAUCGAGACAACUUCAUCUCGCAGCUUCACAACGCUCUUUCAGGCUAUCCAAAUACCACAAAUGUCGAUGAAGCUGUCCUGGCCGCCUCACAAUCAACGAUGAAAUGUGUAGGUAUCACUAUCGAAACUCGUCCUGACUAUUGCCUGGAUACGCAUCUGUCAUCUAUGCUCCGUUACGGCUGCACUCGGCUAGAGAUCGGAGUCCAGUCUCUGUACGAGGACGUCGCUCGUGACACCAACAGAGGCCAUACGGUUGCAGCUGUGGCUCACACAUUCUGUCUUGCUAAAGAUGCUGGCUUCAAAGUUGUAUCCCAUAUGAUGCCAGAUCUUCCCAAUGUUGGCAUGGAACGCGACCUAUACCAAUUUCAGGAGUAUUUCGAGAACCCUGCAUUUAGGACUGACGGGUUGAAAAUCUAUCCUACUCUAGUCAUUCGUGGGACAGGACUCUACGAAUUAUGGCGGACAGGAAGGUAUAAGAAUUACACGCCGAAUGCACUCAUUGAUAUCGUGGCUCGUAUUCUUGCCCUCGUACCGCCGUGGACUCGGAUCUAUCGUGUACAGCGUGACAUUCCGAUGCCCCUUGUGACCUCAGGCGUUGAGAACGGCAAUUUGCGCGAGCUAGCCCUUGCAAGAAUGAAAGAUUUUGGGACCUCUUGUCGAGACGUGAGGACGAGAGAGGUCGGAGUCAAUGAGGUCAAGAACAAGAUUCGACCUUCGCAAGUUGAAUUAGUAAGGAGAGACUAUGUGGCCAAUGGAGGAUGGGAGACCUUCCUGGCAUAUGAAGACCCGAAGCAGGACAUAUUGAUCGCUUUGCUUCGUUUACGGAAAUGUAGCACGGCUACUACAUUUCGAGCCGAGCUCAUAUCACAGCCUUCCAGCCUGGUUCGCGAGCUGCAUGUUUAUGGCAUGGCAAUACCUGUGCACGGUAGGGAUAAGGCGAAAUUCCAGCAUCAAGGAUACGGCGGGCUUCUGAUGAAGGAAGCAGAAAGAAUUGCGCGGGACGAACAUGGCAGCACGAAGAUAGCUGUCAUCAGUGGAGUUGGUGUCAGAGGCUAUUAUGAAAGGCUAGGAUACUGGCUGGACGGGCCUUACAUGAGCAAGAUGCUAGAGAAUGCCCAGGACACAGGUGGAGACAGCGAAAGUGAUGAUGAUUGA
Messenger RNA from Endocarpon pusillum Z07020, 1758 nucleotides. Its product is annotated as Elongator complex protein 3. The record is from RefSeq and is a predicted model, not a curated record. The coding region runs from base 1 to 1758 and encodes 585 amino acids. Gene Ontology annotation, biological process: tRNA wobble base 5-methoxycarbonylmethyl-2-thiouridinylation. Gene Ontology annotation, molecular function: iron-sulfur cluster binding; catalytic activity. The transcript has a single exon. Gene Ontology annotation, cellular component: nucleus; elongator holoenzyme complex; cytoplasm. NCBI's taxonomy places the organism in Eukaryota, Fungi, Ascomycota, Eurotiomycetes, Verrucariales, Verrucariaceae.